Molecule: messenger RNA, 1283 nt
Organism: Phragmites australis (common reed)
Lineage: Eukaryota; Viridiplantae; Streptophyta; Magnoliopsida; Poales; Poaceae
Product: homeobox-leucine zipper protein HOX11-like
Exons: 4
Coding region: 87-1106 (339 amino acids)
Biological process (GO): regulation of DNA-templated transcription
Molecular function (GO): DNA-binding transcription factor activity, RNA polymerase II-specific; sequence-specific DNA binding
Source: RefSeq, a predicted model, not a curated record
CUGUCCGGCCCCUAUAAAAACUCGCCAUCCUUGCGCGUUCCGACGGUUCCAUUACUGGUUCUAGCCAUCUAGGCAGGCGGGUAGCGAUGGAGUUGGGUUUGAGCUUGGGGGAGACGAUGGCGGACGCCGGGAGGGACCUUGUGCUCGGGCUCGGGAUUGGGGCCGGGAUGAGGAGGGAGGAGGAGGGGGAGAAGGGGAGGAGGGAGAGGGAGGCGAGGAGGGAGCUGGAGUUUGGCCCGGGGAGGUGCGGUCGUUCGUCGCCGGAGCAGGCGGUGCGGCUCACGCUCCUACCCGGUCUCGUGCCCAGCCUCGGCCUCCCGUGGCCGCCGUCGUCCGAGAACAGGCAUUUCGAGGCGUCGACGCGGGGGUUCGACGUAAACCGGGCGCCGUCGUUGUCCGAGGUCGGCGGAGCGUCGGCGGCGGUGGAGGAACAGGAUGAUGCGGCGGCGGCUGUGUCCUCGUCGCCUAACAACAGCUCGGGCUCCUUCCCGACGGACUACUCCGCGCAGGGCCAGGCGGGUCCGGGCGGCGCCGGCGCCGCCGAUCGCUCGAGCUCCCGCGCCAGCGACGAAGAUGACGGCGGCUCGGUGCGCAAGAAGCUGCGCCUCUCCAAGGAGCAGUCCGCGUUCCUCGAGGAGAGCUUCAAGGAGCACGCCACGCUAAACCCCAAGCAGAAGCAGGCGCUGGCGAAGCAGCUCAACCUCCGGCCGCGCCAGGUGGAGGUGUGGUUCCAGAACCGCAGAGCCAGGACGAAGCUGAAGCAGACGGAGGUGGACUGCGAGUACCUGAAGCGCUGCUGCGAGACGCUGACGGAGGAGAACCGGCGGCUGCAGAAGGAGCUGGCCGAGCUGCGAGCCCUCAAGACGGUGCACCCCUUCUACAUGCACCUCCCGGCCACCACCCUCUCCAUGUGCCCCUCCUGCGAGCGCGUCGCCUCAAACUCGGCCGCCGCCGCGGCGCCACCGUCCUCGUCGCCCACCCCUUCAGGCGGCAUUGCGGCCGCCGCGCCGGAGCAGAGGCCCUCGUCGUUUGCCGCUCUGUUCUCGUCACCCCUCAACCGCCCGUUGACCGCCCAGCCGCAGCCCCAGGCGCCGGAGAGCUCGUGAGACCCUCACCUCGUCUCCGGCGAAGGAAGGACCUGUCUGUAAAUACGCGCUCUUUUUUUUUUCUACCUUUUCGCUCGUUCGGUUCUUUAUGAAUUUUUGUGGCUUGCCAGGGAUUUCGUUCGGAGAGAAUCCGAGUGGGAUGCUGAGAAAAUGUUGCAAUAGAGUUUUUUAACCUUA